Molecule: messenger RNA, 3040 nt
Organism: Habropoda laboriosa
Lineage: Eukaryota; Metazoa; Arthropoda; Insecta; Hymenoptera; Apidae
Gene: omd
Product: integrator complex subunit 5
Biological process (GO): snRNA 3'-end processing
Cellular component (GO): integrator complex
Source: RefSeq, a predicted model, not a curated record
UGAAAACAUUGUAUUCUACGUUUCGUGUAUUUCCCUUCAUUUAAAUCUAUAAUUUUUAUCGUCUACAUUUCUCAAGGUGUAAUCACAAUAAUAAAAGCAAUAAAAAUGAUUACGAUAAAAAUGAUGAUCUGUAAGUUCCAUUAUAAUAAUUGGAACAGUGCAAUUUGAAGUUGUGGUGGUGUUUAACCUCAAAUACUCACAAGAAAAUGUGUUUAUAUGUUCCAAAUUAUAUUUUUUGACUAAUUAGGAGAAGACAAUUAAAAUGUUACAUUCAACGGGAGCACUGUCACCACAAGACAUUUUGGUAGAAGUCAGAAAAUUUAUUUCUGGAGCGGUUAGGCCUACUCACAGUACUAGCACGCUCGAUGUGACUCGUACAGCUUUGUCUUUACUUCGAAAUGUACCUGCUGCCAGAGAUGCGGUGCUGGAAUAUUUUUGCAAUGUAUUUUUCGUUGCUGUUACCAAAUACGUUCGUCAAAUUGAAACAAAUCAAACUUUGGCGAUAUGUGAAGAAACAAUAAUAGCUGAAAUUCACAGUGUUCUGAGUAAUUUUAUUAAUGGGAACCCAGAAGCAUGGGCACCAAUCAUUUCAGCAUGGUCAUUGGAGUUACUAGGUAAAUUAUCUUCAGAUUAUGCAAAACGUGGAAACUUGCCUGUCAAUGCUGGAAUUAAUGAUUUCCUUCAACAAUGGAUGUCUUGUCGUGCUACUCGAACUCUGAUUGAUAUCACAGCUCAAUGUCUUCAAUGUCUUAUGCAUUCAGACACAGAAUCUUGUAUUAAAGCACUAUUGGAUACUAGUGUGUUGCAUAGUCCCCAUUUUGAUUGGGUGGUGGCCCAUGUUGGAAGUUGUUUUCCAAAUACAGUCAUCACCAGAGUGUUGUCAUGUGGCCUGAAAGAUUUUUGUGCAAUGGGGCAUGAGCAUAGUGUUAAAAAUCCUAAACUGAAUUCAGUAGUUGGAAUUUUGGGACAUUUGGCUGGUAGCCACUUUCAAGACAUUAGAAUAGCAUUAUUAGAUUUAUUCAAAUGGAGCUUGGAGGAGGAUGUAAAUGUUGAUGAGGAUACUAAAAACCAGAAAUUGGCCACUGUUCCAUUUCUUCUAAAUCUGGCAUCUCUUUCGCAAACUCUUUUAAAAGCAAUUACUAGCGAUGUGAUACAAACUUUAAAACCAGAUAUCAUCCCACAAUUAGCUUUGUUCGCGUCAGAUUGGUGCAAAUACUUUGAUAAUCAACCAGAAGCGUUGAUAGAUUUGACUGUCCAUUUAGUAUUAGGAUGUGAACAAGGAGCGUCCCAGAUAAUAAAUAUCUUACUGGAUACUAGUUUAAACACAAGUAAUGUUGGAUAUCACAGCAUUAACGCAGCUCAAAGCGUAAAAAACGUAUGCUCCGAAAUAUUAGAGUUGGUUUUACAAGAAAUCGAUCUGCUCUUGAGAACCCACGGACCACAAUCUGCAAAUAUUGCUCUAUUAACUUCUAUCAAACAAGAACUGCCAGUAAUACUACCAUUGCUUCUAAAUCAAAAUCCAUUAAGAGUUCAGACAGCCGUCAGGUUGCUAUGUUUUCUUGGAAGUCAUAGUCCCAAUAUGUUAAUAUCUGCGGCUUCGUAUAUGUUAGUUAAAGCUGUGACAACUUUUCAUCUUGCUGCUCUUAUACGUCUCGUUUCUAACAACAUUGUACUUUUUUCUUCUAAUAAGUUUGAAACGGAAAAUGUAUUAGCCAGUUAUGGUUACUUUACCCAAGUAGUAGAACAAGCUGUUAGAGAAAUAAAGUACAAAAACGUUUUAGAAAUACAAGAAACAAGACAACUCUUUCAAAAUAUUACGAUAUUAUUAAAGUGGGAAAAGUCUAACAAGGCAAUAGUGUUUCGGUCAAAAAUGAUAACACAGGCUAUAAAAUCCAACUUAUAUCAAAUUGCCGUCUUAUUAACGAAGACGACGGAUUUCAAUUUGGCCAAUGACAUUGCUGAAAUGUUAGAUCUAUUUAGUAUGCCGGAGAAAGAUAAUUUUAUGCCAAACGUAGAACUUACGCUAAAAUUAACAAGAGCUAUAAUUCAGUAUUUCUUUUUAUGCAUAGCACAGGAUGAUAUUACAAAGAAGCAGCAGGGAGUGAAAAUUGUUUGUCAUUUAUUGAAAGACUUGACUUCUUAUUCGCCAUGUGCUCGAGUUUUGGCUUUGCGAGAAAUUUUAGGACACAGUAUUAAUAAUGAUCCUGCCAAAUACUUCGGAGCAAAAGAAAAGUUUGAGUCGAAAUUUGAGGAAGCGUUACUUUUGCAUCAAAAUCACAAACAGGUGACAAGCACAAUGUUAGCUCAAAAACACUCUUCUGUUUUUCACGCUGGAGUGAUUGGACAUGGUCCUCGAAGACCUCCACCGGAAAAUAGAAUUGAUAAAGAAAUGAUUGUUUUAAAUAAAAUACUAUUGGUAGAUGUGAUAAAGGCUUGUUGUAGUAAUCGAGAAUCGGAACGAUAUCCAGUGAACCUGGAUGCCUUAACAAUGGUCAGUUUAUUGUUAGUUGAGCUAAUCUCAUCUGAUGUCAUGUAUAAUGGAUUGCCCUGGCCUGAUGAAGAAUUUACAAAGGUUACCAUAGAAAGAGAUUUGCAAAUCCGUCGAACGUUCAAGGAUGUGCCAUUAUUAUGGACAUUGUUAGAAUUGACAGCUUGGUAUAGGCCAGCUUUGGCUUAUUGUUCGGUCUUGUUAAGAGGUAUUGCAGCCACAGUUAUGGCUAACUGGAAUACAGAAGAGGGUGUUUUGCUCGUGAGUGUUAUGGCACUUGGUCAAUUAUUACCACCUCCAUUGGCAAGCAUAAGGGAUAUCUUGCCUGUUUUAGAACUGCAUCAGGUGCGCAAUAUCUAUACUUACAUGCGUGAGAAUGUCCCAUCUCCAGCACUUUUCACGCGUAGCGAAGGAGCUAACAUUGCCUGGCGAGAUACGGACACUUCUACUCCAAACUCACGAUUCACGGAAACUCUUCGUCUAGUAUUGUUAUCGAAUAUUCACACGUUGGGGCCAAUUUAUGCAGCCCUCUUUUACAACGAGAACAAAUAA